CAAUUCACCCUGCCACUACAGUAUACAAUACUCGAUUGAAAGCCUCAAGUACAUAUUCUUUCAGGCUCGCCUUAAAUGCAACUCAGGUCUACUAACUGUACUUCUGUGCGGCAAGCCGGGGAAAAUGAUGGUGGGAAGGUUGACGACGGGUAUAAUUCCAAAGUCCAAGGAUACCACCUCAUGAUAUCCAUCCUCAAGUCAUGAACUCCAUCUUGGUUUUCAUAUCGACUCUUGCCUUGACCCUUUUCCUCUAUCGCCGGUCUAGAAAGUCUUCGUUUGCUUAUAUUCGAGGCCCAAAGAGUCCUUCGUUUUUGAUAGGAAAUUUUGGGGAGCUGCUCCGCGCGCAAGCAGCCGAGGCCGACCUAAAGUGGCAAUCUGAGUUUGGCGAUGUGGUCAGAUUCAAGGCACCGUUUGGAGAGGAUCGACUUCUAAUAUCGGACCCCAAAGCAAUCAAACAUAUUUCGCAAGGGUAUAAAUGGGGAAACUGCGUAGAAAGGCGCGCACGCUCUCUGGUUUUAGCUGGUCCCAGUCUUCUCUAUGUGGAAGGCGAUGACCACAAGCGGCAUCGGAAAAUAAUGACACCUGCGUUCGGAGGUUCACAGUUGAAAGCGUUGGUGCCGGUGUUUUUUGAGGCAGCGGCUUCCAUCACCAAGAAGUGGAAAGACAUACUCUCUGUCUCCGAGGACCAGUCUGAGGUCCUCAAUGUACCCACCUGGGCUUCACGUGCCACCUUCGAUGCACUUGGCCACGGCGCUUUCGGCUAUGACUUCGGGGCAAUCGAAAACCAAGAUAGCGACUUAUCAAGGGCGUAUAAGAACCUACUUACCGACAUGUAUGCCGCCCCCACAGAUGGGAUGAUUAUCGAGAACGCUUUAUACGAAUAUCUUCCUCUCAAGGUCGUGUCGUGGAUGUUAGAGUAUACGCCAAAUGCCAAAAUAGCCCGCGGUCGGACUACACGCGAUAUGGCGACAGAUGUGGCUCGUCGCAUGAUUUUAGCGAAAUCAGAAGACCUUGCUGAGCUUGAAGGAAAUAAAGACCUUAUUUCUCUUUUGGUUAAAGCAAACAUGUUAGAAACCGCGCGAAAUAGACUCAGCGAGAAAGAGCUUGUGGCACAAAUACUAAUAUUGUUCCUUGGUGGUCUUGAAUCAACGGCAAACUCUCUUAGUUGGACAUUGCUCGAACUAUGCAGACAACCCGAGAUUCAAACGAAACUACGUCAGGAAAUUCAUGCUAAGGAACGCGAACUUGCUCGUGAAGGAAGAACUGAAUUCACUGCCGAGGAUUUUGAUAAUCUCCCUUAUUUGAUCGCGGUCGUAAAAGAAUCUUUACGCUAUCACCCAGUACUCAUUCAUAUCCUCAAGAUGGCCAUGGAAAAUGACUGUAUUCCUCUCAGUCAACCUAUCAAAACCGAAGACGGAAAGCAAAUCGAUCAAAUUCCUGUGAGAAAAGGACAGAAGGUUUUCGUUUCCGUCCCAGCUUUUAACAGGAGUAAAGUAAUAUUUGGCGAAGAUGCACAUGUAUUCAAACCUGAGCGAUGGCUCGACAAAUCUAAAGCAAAUAAGGGACCAUCGAUAGGCAUGUAUGCCAACCUUUUAACCUUCUCUACAGGUGUUCAGUCCUGCCUUGGGUGGAGAUUUGCUGUCCUCGAGCUUCAGGCGUUCCUAGUCGAGUUGAUCAGCAACUUUGAAUUCACGUUGACGCCGGAGUGUGAAAACAUACGGAAGGAGUACUCCAGGGUGGUCGUUCCAACUCUGGAAGGUGAACUGUCGAAAGGGGCACAAUGUCCAUUGAGGGUGAGAUGUACUAAAAUGUCAGACCGGUAGUAACCAGUAAAGAAUGCAGGAUGGUUUCGAG
This is a messenger RNA of Marasmius oreades (fairy-ring Marasmius), 1854 nucleotides long. RefSeq lists its product as uncharacterized. Bases 201 to 1823 code for a protein of 540 amino acids. The record is from RefSeq and is a predicted model, not a curated record. The transcript has 16 exons. NCBI's taxonomy places the organism in Eukaryota, Fungi, Basidiomycota, Agaricomycetes, Agaricales, Marasmiaceae. Gene Ontology annotation, molecular function: heme binding; iron ion binding; oxidoreductase activity, acting on paired donors, with incorporation or reduction of molecular oxygen.